Molecule: messenger RNA, 1347 nt
Organism: Helobdella robusta
Lineage: Eukaryota; Metazoa; Annelida; Clitellata; Rhynchobdellida; Glossiphoniidae
Exons: 5
Coding region: 1-1347 (448 amino acids)
Source: RefSeq, a predicted model, not a curated record
AUGCCUAAAGUAUGUAACAACAUCAAAAUACCUAACGACCUGUUUGAAAUAACCCCUGUCGGACCAAAAACAUGGGCUUUUUUCCUAAAUUCAAAAAUGUUCCUGCCUGAUUUGUUUGAUUAUUAUUAUAUAAUAAAAUUUGACAACUUUUAUUUUUUCAUCUCAUUGAAUUCUUUCCUAAUUAACUGGUUUGCCAGAAGAGACACAGAAAAAAGUUCGCUGCUUUCAAAGAACAGCGCAACCGCAAGCAAAGGUAAAAAUCCAAAGUGGCAGUUUUGGAAGAGGGGCAGUAAGGGCAGUUCAGUCUCGAGUAAAUGUUCCUCCGUCACAGAAGACCAAAUCAACGACAUAUUGAACGUGAUGAAGAUCAACAUGGAACAGGUGGUAGAGAGGGAGAAAGAGAUAGAUGACCUUCAUAGUAGGGCAGGUCAUGACCUAGACGAUGGGGCGGAUGAUGGUGUAAAAUCUGAUGUGAUUGUUGGUGGUGGAAAUUAUGCUGCUAGUGGUGGUGGUGUUGGGGGUGGAUACGUUGGUGUUGAUAAAGUUGGUAAUGAUUUCAAAGGGCCUUAUGGGGUCAGAGAUGAUCUUCUGAAGGGAGCUGCCCACUAUCACACGACGACCCACAACAUACAACAAAAGUACUGGUGGCAGGCCUACCUCAUCUUCCGAAAAGAUCUAAACCCAAGACCGCUACAGAGUAAUGGUCAAUAUUUUGGCAACGAAGCGAUAUUGGUGAAUCCAACUUCAUUCCACAAUCAAGUCCUCAUGGACAAAGGUAUUUCACGUAACACUUCUAAUCACCAUCAGCCGUUCCUAAGCAAUAGCAUCGAUGAAUUGGACAGUUUCCAGGCUGAUGAUGACCGCAAUAUUAAAGGUUUUCCAGUUGAUGAUGACCACAAUGUUAAGAGUCUCCAAACUGAUGACGACCGCGGUAUUAAAAGGAUUAAUAAUGGUAAUAAUAAUAAUACUAAUCACGAAAAUAUGGAAUACAAUUUUGACUGGGAUGAUGAUGCUGAGUACAACAACAAUAAAAAUCAUUUAAAAAAAAUUAAUAAGAAUAAUAACAAAAACAACAACAACAACAAUAAUAAUAAUAAUAAUAACAAUAAUAAUAAUAAUAAUAAUAAUGAUCAAGAAAUAAGUAAUUAUUACACUGAUAAUAAUAAUAAUAAGCAUAAUAUAAAUAUUAACAACGUGAACAACAACAAUAAGAAAAAACAUAAAAAUAAUAAUAAAAUUCAUAAUAAAAGUAAAUAUGAUCACAUCAAAAUUAAAGCUAACGAUGAUAUAUUUUACGACACCAGAGAGAAACAUUCGUUUCGAGAACAGCCUUCAUCAUCUGUGUAA